AUGUCUGAACCUCCCGUGGACCCGGCGCAAGCUUCCGGCGCUGCCCCGCCAGCCGAGGGCGAAGCUGGCCCGUCGAAGAAGGGAGCGAAGAAGGCCGAAGCCAAAGCCAAGAAGGAAGCAGAAAAGGCACGGAAGGCUGCUGAACGUGAAGCUGCUGCCGCUGCCCAGAAGGCCGCCAGUGGGGGGAACGAGGAUCUCGCCAAGGACAACUACGGCGAAAUCACCCCGACCACUAAAGUCGAUGCCGAGAAAGUACAGCUGAAGAAGUUGGGCGAGGAACAUGUUGGGAAGACCGUCAAGCUUCGAGCAUGGAUCCAAAACGCCCGUAUGCAAGGCGCCAAGAUGGCCUUUGUCGAGUUGAGAGAGGAGCGAAACUGGUCAAUACAAGGUGUUAUGGCUGCGAGUCCCGAAGGCAAGCCAGUGAGCAAGCAGAUGGUGAAGUGGGUGGGCGCUCUGAGACUGGAGAGCUUCGUCUUGGUCGAGGCUAAGGUUCAGAAGCCUCUUGAGCCCGUAAAGAGCUGCCGUGUUAGCGAGUACGAACUCCAUCUGACAAAAGUCUACCUGGUGGCUGCGGGCCCCGAGGUGCUUGGUUUAAGUCUCAACGCGUCGAACCGAGCGGUGGCAAGCUUCGAAGACGAGGACCCGUCACAGGCGGCCGCCCCGACUGAGGGCGUGGAAACCCUCACCCUUACCGAUGGCGCCGCGGCCCCUUCAGCCAGCUUGUCGACGCAUCUCAACAACCCAGUCAUGCAUAAGCGAGCGCCUGUGCAGCAGGCUAUUGCCGAUGUCCGUAUGACCACGCGGAAGCUCUUCAGCCAAUAUCUGGAAGAGAGAGAAUUCGUGCAGUUCGAGCCUCCGUGUCUGAUCGGUGCCGCUUCUGAGGGUGGCGCAAACGUGUUCGCGAUGCCUUACUUCGACAAGAAGGCAUACCUGGCACAAUCACCCCAGUUCUACAAGCAGUUCGAGAUUGCUGGUGGACGGAAACGUGUAUACUGUAUCGGACCUGUUUUCCGAGCCGAGAACUCCAACACACCGAGACACAUGACUGAGUUCACCGGCCUCGAUAUGGAGAUGGAGAUCGAGGAACACUACCACGAGGUCCGUGACAUGAUCGAGGGACUCAUGAUCUACAUCUUCCGAGGCCUUCAGGAGAAGUGCAAAGAGCAAAUUGAGAUCAUCAAAGCCAUCUAUCCAUCUGACGACUUCCUCCUACCCGAACCUGGAAAGGAGGUGAGAUUGACCUUUGCCGAAGGCCAAAAGCUGCUGCGCGAGGAGGGUCCAGAGGAAUACCGCAACGUCAGCGAUGACGAAGAUAUGAGCACACCUCAGGAGAAGGCAUUGGGUGCGUUGAUCCGCAAGAAGUUCAACACCGACUUCUACGUGCUCGACAAGUUCCCCGAGGGUGCUCGUCCUUUCUACACAAUCGAGGACCCCGAAAACCCCAAGGUCACGAACGCUUAUGAUUUCUUUAUGCGCGGACAGGAGAUCCUCUCGGGCGGUCAACGUAUCCACAUCCCCGAGCUGCUGGAAGCCCGAAUUCGCAAGAAGGGCAUCGACCCCGCCAGCGAAGGAAUCAAGGAUUAUGUCGACGUGUUCAGAUCUGCUGGCGUUCCACCUCACGGAGGCGGUGGUAUUGGGCUGGACAGAGUCGUGGCAUGGUUCCUUAACCUGCCCAGCGUUCAUUUGACAAGCUACUACCCUCGAACACCGAAGAGACUUUUGCCUUAG
Molecule: messenger RNA, 1728 nt
Organism: Anthostomella pinea
Lineage: Eukaryota; Fungi; Ascomycota; Sordariomycetes; Xylariales; Xylariaceae
Source: the annotation of a GenBank genome assembly